GGAGCGGAGGUUAGCUUGCUAGCUAGCUGCUGUUAGCAGCUGCUGCUUCGUCAUUUACCAGUCCGGGAGGGAUGCUGCUGCAGGAGGGAGGGGAGUGCUAGGAAUGAUAGCGGUACCGUCCAUUUGGCCUCGGCCCAUCUGCGUGAUGAACGACACCCUCAACCUCCCCGUUAUACCCCUCUCCCCCUCCUCCCUGUUCUCGCAUCCGUUGGGAACCACAGCGGCACGUCUCUGUUCGAGCUGAAUAAUAACACAACCAACAAACCGGGAGCUCUUUAACCACAUAGAUGAAAAUCCCCCCAGCUCCACCGCCCGCCUGCGACUAUCAGUUAGCCAGCCUGCUGUGCUAGGCAGCCUUCCAUCCAGGCACCCAGCUAGCUAGCCGGCUAACAGCUAGCAUCACCCCCCUCCCCCCACUAGCGUCCCUGGCUAACCUGCAUCCUCCAACCGAGCCAUCACAGGCCACCCUGACCCUGCUGCUUCACACCAGCUUUCAUCGCCACUUACAGCGACUAAUCGGUACUGAAGUCACAGCCAGACCUUUAUUCACGUCCCCCCCCCGUUAGAACACGGUGCGUGCCGAGCGGAUGUUGUUAUGUAACAGAUAACGACACCACACGCCCUUGAAACAAAGCUGUUGUUUCAGUGUUUGUUUGUUUGUGUGCGGUGCAGGACUCGAUCAUAACCAAUACAUCGCAGAUGUGGCGCGUUUGUGGUUCCCAAGGCCGCAGCUCUGGAACCGGCUUCUGGUUUUUGUUGUCAUUGGAGGCUCACGUUUGUUUUCCAAGCUUCGGAAAGCGAACCUGUGCACAGUGCAUUGAGGGCACACGUCCAGUCUGCUUCAGCAUCUUCUGCUCCUACUGUCUGAGCUCAGAGAGCUGACAGGGCACAUUCUGAGCCACAGUCACAACAGGGAAUGCUGACUCACCGCCGGAGCGCCUGAAUACGGGGAGGAGGAGAAGAAGUCGGAGAGAACGAGAGAGCGAAGAAACCUGUGAAGAAGAGAGUGAAAGAGGGGAGUAAGAAUAAGAAGAGAAGAGGAGGGGAGCAAGACAGAAGGCAGAGAGAGAAAGUUGGGUUGGGUCAGCGGAGGGAGACGAGGAAAGAGAAAGUGAUUGUGGGAAAGAGAGAGGGACACCACAACUCAGUAGGGACCUGAGGUCAGGUGAGAGAAGGCACAGGUAGGUCGGAGGUCGAGACGGAGAGCUGACUGAGCUAACCCUCCAACAACUGCCCCUUCACGGUCACCACACUGGGAGAGCUGGGAGAACUGGUGACAAGGAGAAGCCACCAUGAGCGACCAGAACGUCGUCAAGGAAGGCUGGGUCCAGAAAAGAGGUGAGUACAUCAAGAACUGGCGACCGCGCUACUUCCUGCUGCAGACAGAGCCGCUUUUUGUGGCGACACAAAGAAAAAGGCCCCAAGACUCUGACCUGGCCUACCCGCUCAACAACUUCUCUGUAGCAAAAUGUCAGCUGAUGAAGACGGAGCGGCCCAAGCCGAACACCUUCAUCAUCCGCUGUCUGCAGUGGACCACCGUUAUUGAGAGGACUUUUCACGUUGACACUCCUGAUGAGAGGGACGAGUGGGCCGAGGCCAUCCAGAUGGUAGCGGAGUCACUGGCCAAGCAGGAGGAGGAGGGCAUCCUGUGCAGUCCCACCUCCCAGACCGAGAACGUCAAUGAGGAGGAGAUGGACACCUCCAUCAGCCACUACAAACGAAAGACAAUGAACGACUUUGACUAUCUGAAGCUUCUGGGCAAAGGCACUUUUGGGAAAGUCAUUCUGGUGAGGGAGAAGGCGAGCGGCACCUACUACGCCAUGAAGAUCCUGAAGAAGGAAGUUAUUAUUGCCAAGGAUGAAGUUGCUCACACACUCACAGAAAGUAGGGUAUUAAAGAACACUCGACAUCCGUUCCUAACUUCUCUGAAGUACUCGUUCCAGACUAAGGACCGGCUGUGCUUUGUAAUGGAGUACGUCAACGGAGGCGAGCUGUUCUUCCACUUAUCAAGGGAAAGGGUUUUUUCUGAGGACCGCACUCGUUUCUAUGGCGGUGAGAUCGUCUCAGCUCUCGACUACCUACAUUCUGCCAAGAUCGUGUACCGGGACCUGAAGCUGGAGAACCUCAUGUUGGACAAAGAUGGCCACAUCAAGAUCACUGACUUUGGCCUCUGCAAAGAAGGCAUCACCGACACUGCCACCAUGAAGACCUUCUGUGGAACACCGGAGUACCUGGCUCCAGAGGUGUUGGAGGACAACGACUACGGGCGGGCGGUGGACUGGUGGGGUUUAGGCGUGGUGACGUACGAGAUGAUGUGCGGCCGCCUGCCGUUCUACAACCAGGACCAUGAGAAGCUGUUUGAGCUGAUUCUCAUGGAGGAGAUCAAGUUCCCACGAACCCUGUCGGCUGACGCCAAGUCGCUGCUGUCAGGCCUGCUCAUCAAGGACCCCAACAAACGGCUCGGCGGCGGGCCGGAUGACGCUAAGGAGAUCAUGCGACACAGUUUCUUUGGCACAAUCGACUGGCAGGAUGUCUACGACAAGAAGCUGGUCCCGCCUUUCCAGCCCCAGGUCAGCUCAGAGACGGACACGCGCUACUUCGACGAGGAGUUCACAGCACAGACCAUCACCAUCACUCCUCCAGAAAAAUGUAAGCAUGUCUAAAACUCUGGGAUUUCA
Messenger RNA from Monopterus albus (swamp eel), 2678 nucleotides. It is a transcript of the gene akt3b, whose product is annotated as v-akt murine thymoma viral oncogene homolog 3b. The record is from RefSeq and is a predicted model, not a curated record. The transcript is spliced from 13 exons. Lineage: Eukaryota; Metazoa; Chordata; Actinopteri; Synbranchiformes; Synbranchidae. Bases 1293 to 2663 code for a protein of 456 amino acids. Gene Ontology annotation, biological process: protein phosphorylation. Gene Ontology annotation, molecular function: protein serine/threonine kinase activity; ATP binding.